AUGGUGCAGUGGGAAGAGCCCUUAUUUGGAUGUUUUAGAGAUUGCUGCACCUGCAUAAUUGUGUGGUUUUGCCCAUUGGCAUAUUGCAUCUACCAAGGAAUAAGUGUUAAAAAGGCUACAGGAGAAUCUUGCUUUGGUGCUUACUGCUGUCCAAUUGUAUUAUGCUGCAUCGGUGCUGCAAUUAAUCGAGGGAAAAUCAGGGAUCGCUACCUUAUAAACGGUAGUUUUGUAGGUGACUGCUUUUAUCAUUUUUGCUGUGGCCCAUGUGCAGUUUGUCAAGAAUACAGAGAAGUCAAUGUUCGCGAAUCUCGCUAG
Blepharisma stoltei is the source of this 315-nucleotide messenger RNA. The record is from the annotation of a GenBank genome assembly. Lineage: Eukaryota; Ciliophora; Heterotrichea; Heterotrichida; Blepharismidae.